This is a messenger RNA of Seminavis robusta, 1056 nucleotides long. The record is from the annotation of a GenBank genome assembly. NCBI's taxonomy places the organism in Eukaryota, Bacillariophyta, Bacillariophyceae, Naviculales, Naviculaceae.
AUGGCAGGCAAGAAGAAACCAGACCCGUCGUUAAAGGGCAAGAAGCCCAUGAACAAGGCGAGAAAAGGCAAAGCAGGUACCAUGACGCGAAUGAGGAAUCCCAGCCACAUUGGCAACAAGCUCAAGCGCAGCGAAAUGUACGGCAAGUACCUGGAACAAAAACGCAAACUCAAGGAUGAAGCUCGUCGAGAACGUCGUGAAAAGGAAGCUACCGCACUGGGUGAUGACGAUGAAAAAGCCAAGCAAACACCUCGAACAUUGGAUAAUGCUCGUGAAGCCGAAGCUACCCUGGUGGCUGCCGACGAUGUGGAAGUGCAACGAGAUGAAGACGAGGAUGAAUUUGCACCGUAUUUUGAUGGAGAGCGUCAACCCAAAGUGCUCAUUACCACGCGUCCUCGACCUUCCCAGAAUCUAUUUUAUUUCAUUGCCGAUCUCCAACAACUCAUUCCAGGCCUGAGCUUUUACCCUCGCAAGUCGUUUAGCGUCAAGGAAAUUUGUCAAUUUGCACAAAACAGAGAUUUCACUCACGUCAUUAUCCUCUCGGAGAAGAGCAAACAAUGCAACGGCAUGACCAUUAGUCACGUCUCCAAGGACAUGGCCGGUCCUACCGCUUUUUUCAAAGUCUCCAACGUCGUGACAGCCCAGAAAAUCCCCAAACACGGACGCGCCACUCAUCACAUUCCAGAACUCAACUUGCAUGGAUUUGCCACUCGCAUGGGACAUCGGAUCGGACGAUUGCUGGGAUCGCUCUUUCCCGCACGGGAUGCCGAAUUCCAAGGACGACAAGUCGUGACGUUUCACAAUCAGCGCGAUUUUUUGUUUGUCCGGCAUCAUCGCUACAUUUUUGAUGAAAUCGAAGACGAAGCCAAAAUCAAACGACAGGAAAAGGACAGUCCCAUGCCACACAUUAAUACGCGGUUGCAGGAAUUGGGGCCUCGGUUCACCUUGAAACUCCGAUGGUUGCAAGAAGGAACCUUUGACACGCAGUUUGGAGAAUACGAGUGGAUUCACAAGCGCAAGGAAAUGGAUAUCACGCGACGAAAGUUUCACUUGUAA